Molecule: messenger RNA, 1046 nt
Organism: Tuber aestivum (summer truffle)
Lineage: Eukaryota; Fungi; Ascomycota; Pezizomycetes; Pezizales; Tuberaceae
Source: the annotation of a GenBank genome assembly
UACCACAACAUUUACCUCAAACACCAAGAACUCCACCACAAAACCACAUUCGAACCGAAAACCAAAAACCCUCAGCAUUCUCUAACCGAAACUCGAUGGCCCCCCCACCAAGUGGCGCUCUUAAAAAUGUGGAAGGUAAGUUACCCCGCUGGUCCAGCUAUUUUACCGGCUGCUGAUAUGACAAUCCAGAGAAUCUCCGCGCCGUGAUUGAAACACUCUACGAGAUCUCGGUAGGAGUCCAUGAGUUUCAAGGUCCCGAGUCGGUAGAUGUCAUAGCCAACCUUAUGUCGCUCCCCACUCCCCACUUCCUUCGAUUUCGUUCAGUCGUCUAAUAUCGUCUAGAAACAAACUUUCCACACAAUACCAAACCCUUGAUUCCGUGGCCGCCAAGCCCGAACUCGACGUCGCAGUACCUCGCGAGGUCAUCCAGUACAUCGAAGACGGUCGCAAUCCCGAUAUCUACACGCGCGAGUUUGUCGAGAUUGUCGUCAAACAGAAUCAGUUCAUGAAAGGCAAGAUGGAGGCAUACCGGGACUUCCGUGAUGUGUUGGGGGAUCAGAUCAAGGUUUCGUUUCCGGAACUCAGGGAGAAGGUGGAUGAGGUUAUUGAGGCAACAGGAGGGCGAAGCAAAAAGGAGGGAGGUCAGAAUGGUGGCGGUUCUUGACCGCCAUGGUUACGGGUGACCCUAUUGUCUCUUUUUUUUUCUUCCUAUUUCCCUUAAGUUACAGUGGGCGUUACGGUAUUGUUAGUAAUUUUAAGACCCGAGAACUUGAGUGAGGGGAGUCGUUUUCAUUCUCAAUCAACACCCAAUGCUGUUGAUACUGGACAUUUUGUAAUGGUGCUGGAUUGCAGGAUGCGCAUGUCUUGCUGCAAAAAAAAAUGUCGCGGAAGAAGGGAGUUAACUCCGUAUGGGUUUCCUUGUACCGUGCGGAGCCCGGAACAUUUGCACCGAUUUUUCUAUUACACAGGGAGAUGCUUGCAGCUGGGAGUAACUGUGCAUCCUAAACAUCAAUAAAGGCACCGUACAGUGCUCGUCGGCUAUGGCU